This is a messenger RNA of Triplophysa rosa, 2692 nucleotides long. RefSeq names its product LUC7-like (S. cerevisiae) (gene luc7l). Gene Ontology annotation, biological process: mRNA splice site recognition. The transcript has 10 exons. Gene Ontology annotation, molecular function: mRNA binding. Gene Ontology annotation, cellular component: U2-type prespliceosome; U1 snRNP. The coding region runs from base 1054 to 2109 and encodes 351 amino acids. The record is from RefSeq and is a predicted model, not a curated record. NCBI's taxonomy places the organism in Eukaryota, Metazoa, Chordata, Actinopteri, Cypriniformes, Nemacheilidae.
UUUGCCAGCCUACAUCUGCAAGGGAGUUGCAGAAAAGCCUCAUGUUCAUCGAGCCGUUGGGGCAAGAAAAGGUUUUCCCUUUAAACUUUUAGAGGCUUGGACCGCAGGAGGGGUACUGAAUGGGAGAGAUCUCGCAGUGUGUAUAAAUUAACCUUUUACUUUAGUUUUGGAUUUGCUUCCUUUUUUAUCUUUUAAUCUUGUCUUGGUUGUAGUUAUGUGUGUUAUAUCAUUCAGCAUUUCUCUUUGUGCUCCCCAGCACAACUGUUAAAAUGACUCACUAAAACAUGAAAUUCCCCUCUGAUCUUAAUACAUGUACCUUUUUUGCUCAGUUGGUUGAUAACUUAUUAUACAAUGCAUCAGGGCUGGGUGAUGCAUAUUUAAAUAUUUUUUUGGCAAUAAGUCCGUAGAAUGUGUCAGUGGACAAGUUUCUUGAAAGUUCAUGAUGUUUGUAUUUUCAUGUGGCUUUUUUACACAUAAAUGUUAUAUGUAGGUAGAAUAGGUUUAACUUGUCAUGGCAAAGAGCCACUACAAUUAGGUAGGUAGGUACACAUUGCGAUUUUUUUUUACUAUAUAUAUUGUAAUGUUACAUAUAUGAAUAAAUAUAUUGUUAAAAAGUAAAUAAAUAUAAAUAUUCAAAUGUACUUCUUAUGUAAAGUAAUUUUAAUGUUGAUUUUCAUAUCCCCCAGCUCUAAUGCACACACAACUCUGUAGAAAUACACACAACCAAUUUAUAUGGAGACCAGUCAAUCUCAGUGACAAGCCUCUUAGGCUGGUCCAGAAUCAGUUGUUGCCACCACUUUCAGACAGUCUUAUUCAAAUGGCAGUAAAAGAAACAGGCCCUGUUUCUCCACAAAAGAAGAUCUUUACUGUAUAACUUGAAGACUGUGCAGAGAUGAUAUCAGACUUAUUAUUGUAAAAAAAAGAAUACAGCUGAGAAAUCAUGAUUUUACUACUGGCACAGACAGAACUUUGACACUUGGGUGCUAAGUUAGCAGUUUUUAGCGCCGCAGUGUGUGUGUGAGACUCGUAGAAGUGUGCGUGCAGUCUCAUUCAAUGUCAAUCAUGUGCUCUGUCCUUGCAGGAGAUGAAUCGAGACAGCGAGUUAAAUUCACAGACGAGCGUGUCUGCAAAUCACACCUCCUUAACUGCUGCCCGCAUGACAUCCUCUCUGGAACGCGCAUGGACCUUGGGGAAUGCUCCAAGAUACAUGACCUGGCACUGAGAGCAGAUUAUGAGAUCGCCUCUAAAGAGAGAGACCUGUUCUUCGAGCUCGACGCGGUUGAUCACCUUGAGUCGUUUAUUGCCGAUUGUGACCGCAGGACCGAGUUGGCCAAGAAGCGUCUCGCUGAGACACAAGAGGAGAUCAGCGCUGAGGUUGCUGCAAAGGCCGAAAAGGUUCACGAGUUAAACGAGGAAAUUGGGAAACUCCUUGCAAAAGCUGAGCAGCUCGGCGCUGAAGGAAAUGUGGACGACGCCCAGAAAAUUCUGCAGGAGGUGGAGAAAGUCAGAGCUAAAAAGAAAGAUGCAGAGGAGGAGUACAGGAACUCUAUGCCUGCCUCCAGUUUUCAGCAGCAGAAGUUACGUGUGUGUGAGGUGUGCUCCGCUUACCUGGGUCUACAUGACAACGACCGGCGUCUCGCUGACCACUUUGGUGGCAAACUGCACCUGGGCUUCAUCCAGAUCAGAGAGAAGCUGGAGCAGCUAAAGAAAACUGUGCAGGAAAAACAGGAGAAACGAAACCAGGAGCGACUGCGGAGAAGAGAAGAAAGGGAGAGAGAGGAGAGAUUGAAAAAGAGGACCAAGUCACGCAGUCGAGAGCGCAAGAGGUCUCGUGAGCGCGAUCGAGAGCGCAGACGCAAACGUUCCCGCUCUGCAUCACGGGAGCGCCGCAGGUCCCGCUCUCGCUCAAGAGAGCGCGACAGACGCCGGAGGCACAGAUCUCGCUCCAAUUCCCGAUCACGCCACAGCCGAGAGGAUUCACACAAGUCUUCACGGGACCGAGAUCGUGAAAGGGACAGCAAGCACAGUUCAUCUGAGCGGAGAUCAGACGGGCUAAAUGGAAGGACAGAUUCUCGCCGCCAUGACGACAGAGAGGCUGGAGAAAUCUGAUUCAUCUCAUUCUAUCACAAACACAAUACAUGCCGUUCUCCAACGUUAAACCCACUUUUAUUUAUCCCAUUGACCUUUGUCUGUAAAAAACUGCCUGUUAUGCUUCCUUAAAAUCAUUGUAGUCUUUUCUAUGUCAGUCCAAUGAGAUUUGGUCUGUCUUAUCCACUGUACAGCAAAUGAAAUGACAUUAGUGGCCAGAGUUUUCAAAGAUUUUUUUGUUAAUCUUUCUACAACAGUGUACACGACCACAUCAUUUUUUCUCUGCCUUUAAUGUAUCUCUAAUGAUUGUUUUUUAUUUGUUUGGCUUUGUGUCCUGAGUGGAUGUGGGCAUGUUUUGCAGGAAGCUUGUUUUACAUUUAAACUCACCUCGGAACAGUUUUCCCUGUCUUUGAAUAUAGCUGCAGUAUUCCCCAAACAGAGAUACUGAGCCUGUUCACUCAGUAGCACACGAGUAGAAAUGUAAUAAAUUUCAAGGCAUCUUUCACUGCAUUUUGUUUCAGAUUUUCCAAUGUAUAUGAUAUUUUAUAAUGCUGUUUUGCGUCAUGUUGUCCUUAUCAAAGUGCAUUAAAUGGUUUUAUGAAUA